Molecule: messenger RNA, 2531 nt
Organism: Salvelinus namaycush (lake trout)
Lineage: Eukaryota; Metazoa; Chordata; Actinopteri; Salmoniformes; Salmonidae
Exons: 6
Coding region: 328-2034 (568 amino acids)
Cellular component (GO): nucleus
Source: RefSeq, a predicted model, not a curated record
CCAACACACAAAAUAUGAUUUUUAACAUCAUUACCAUUUUAAGCAGUACCGUAUUUAAAAGAAUACGCAUAUUUUUUAUUUUAUUUAAUCACACCCUUUGAGCUAUGACGCCACCCAAUAAGAUCCUUCUCUUCAGUGUAAACGGAAGCGAACUGUAAACCAAGAACAAUUUCCACGUUAGCGGUUUUAGACAUUUAUUUACACCCUGGAACUCAGAAUAUGACUAAUGUAACUGCACAGCAUCACAUACGUACCCCAUGUACUGUUUAAUUCGCGUUCGACUUGGUUGAUAUAUGUUUAGGUAACGCUAGCUAGUAGCUGCUAACAAUGGCUAACUGUAUGGUUUUUCACACUCAAAUUGCCUCCAUUAUGGAGGUGCUAGCGAAUUCAGCUGUGGCUGAGAUUUGUAAACUCGUAGACGACGACUAUGCAGUGUUUCGUUUGGAAAUUACUCAAAGCCAGAAAGAAAACAGGGCAUUGCGGAGGAAACUACAGCUAGUGGAACUGAAGGUGGCACGGGAGCGCGUCCUCGCAAGUCGUCCCAGUAGUGUCAAGAUCCUCGAACGAUACAAAGGAAUGGCAAGAGGUGAAGGACAUCUCACUGGAGGCCACAGGAGCUUUGUGAAGCCAGCGUGGAGAGAUGACCAACCCUUAGCUAUAGAUGAGGGGAGUGGAACCUCAACUCAGCAGGUUAUCGUGAUAGAGUCUGCAGAUGCAGAGGCUGCAGGUCCUGGGGUUAAGCAGGAGACGUCUGAAGGAGAGGAGGACCCACGGCACAGCAGAGACAUCCAGACUGGAUCGACUGGAGCGCCCCCUAUAGCCACGGAGGACACCGCAACUGCCCCCGCGCCCCAGGCCAAGACUCGACGCAGCAUCACGGAGGAGGGUCCAGAGGUGCUGCUGGUGAAGGAGGAGGGUUGUGAGGAGGGUCUGGGGAACCCUGAGGGGACCAUGGUCAUGGAGGACAACCAGACUACACCUCCUCCUGAACCCACAGAGGAACCAGCUGAGCAGCACAGGACCACACACAGUCUCACUGAGUCAGUAGACAUGGAGGAUGGGAAGCCUGAUCUGCUGCUAGUCAAAGAGGAGACGAUAGAAGACGAACCAGAGAGCAUUGACCUGCUGAGUGGAUUAAAGAUGGGGGAGCACGGUGGUUGGCUGGAGGCUAACAGAGACUGGGCGGCCAUCUUGCAUUCCCAGACCCAGACGGGUGCAGCCAAGGGCCCCGGGGACGACAACAUUACUGAGCAAGACAGGACCAGCGGCGAUAUAGUGGAGGUCAGUGGAUGGGACAGCGUCCUCAACUCUGGGCUGGGGAACAACACUGUUAACCACAACCAGAAACAGACAGUGGAACACAAAACAACAACUGAACUUAGUCUCCACGACAACGGACUGGCUGAGACCAGGGCGAGGCGUAGAUUAGGUCUGCAUGGACGGGGUGGUGUUGGUAUGAGGCGGGAGAGAACAGACACAGACUCGUUUAGCGAUGCUCCGUCCUGCUCCUAUAGUUGUGAUUCAGAGAGACUGAUGGCGCCUCAGGUUAACCCCCUAACAGAUGCUGCCUUCAGCCUGCCUUCUAUAGGAUCUAUCAACUGGAACAUGGACCCUGUGACAACACAGACAUUCCCUGGCAUUCGUCCUCCUCACACUCUCCUUAUGUUAAACCAGACCUCAGACAAUGCCAGUGCCUCAAUACUAAAUGGCUACACAAGCCUAUUGACAAAUGACAGUAGUAGUAACGCUAUCAGUAGAUCCGGUGGCAAAGAGAAGCGCUUCCCGUGUUCAUUCUGUGGGAAAGCCUUCAAUUUCCCCAAACAGAUGGAGAUCCACCAGAGGAUGCACACAGGGGAGAAACCUUUUGGCUGCCACCUGUGUGAGAAAAGGUUCUCCCACCAGCACCACCUGAAGAGGCACAAGAGGGUCCACACAGGGGAGAAACCCUACAGCUGUCCCCAGUGUGAGAAGAGGUUCUCCCGCCAGGACCAGCUGAAGAUGCACCUGAAGGUCCACACUGGAGAGCACCUGUAACUACUGUGAGAAGAGGUUCUCAGAGAGGAGCUACUUCAGGAUGCACCAGCAGAAAAUGCACAUAUAUAGUGACAUGUAAUGUAGUACUAGUUAGUUUGUAAUUCAUUCUGCUGGUUUAGGAUGUAGUAGGGAAGUGGAUGAGGUGAACUGAGGAAAGAAUGAGUAUGAUGAUAUGCUGAUGGUGUCUGUAAAAAUGCUUCACUGAUGAAAAGUGACAACUAUGUCUUGUAGGGUGAUGCUGGUGUUUUAUAAUGAGGAAAUGAUAGUGCCUUAAUUCAUGUUUACUUCACAUGAAGAUGUGUGUAAUGUUGAAUCUUUUCCAAAGUAUUCUAAAAUACAUUUUAUCAAAGCGAGGGUACCAGAUUUACAGAAAGGGUGUUACCAUAGUGAGAAAAGUUAUUGUACUUGUCACGUAUCAUUUUGUGCAAUAAACAUACUGUACUUCACGUUAUGUGAGUGUUUGACCAUUUUAUUGAAAUUAAAUACAAAAUUUACUC